This is a messenger RNA of Cladocopium goreaui, 2542 nucleotides long. The record is from the annotation of a GenBank genome assembly. Lineage: Eukaryota; Dinophyceae; Suessiales; Symbiodiniaceae.
CCUUGUGGCAUUGACGCUGCCAUGGCUGCUGCUUCCCAGUGCCCGGCAAGGCCUAGUAGAUAUGACGCGUAUGGUCGAAUUCGAAAUGGAAGGGCCUCUGUGUGACCCAAACCAGCUCAAGGAGAUCGACUGUGAAAACACCGUCUGGCAGCAACUGCUAGCGCUGAUUUGCAAGCAUUGCUCUGACCGCACUUGUGUGAGCAAUUCGGAGUUGGCAGACGUGACUCACUGGGUGAUGCAGCUGUACACCUCGAUGCUAGAUCAGGAGCAAGACCUGGAGACCUUUGGCUGCAAACAUGGCCUGGUGGCAGCACUUGUCUUCCAAUCAGAGCACGUGGCUUUGGACUUUCGACGCCCAAGCACGGAAGUGGAGGUGCUUACUCCUCCCGCCAUAGUGAACUUCGACUUGUCUGUGCAAGAGGUGGAGGAACCAGCUGUCGUGGAAAGAAGAUUGAAAUCUGCAGGGGUGCCACUUGCACUGGUCAACUACUCGCAUCUACAAAUGCGAGAUUCUCAUGGCUUUCCCGUUACCCUUCAGACUGACGACGCUGGUGCCCAGACCUUGGAGUCUCCCAAUCCGUCGAUCGCUGAUGGCGGCUUUCCGCUGCAAGUCCGCUACAAAGUACCAGAGUGCCAACGAGAGUUUUUCACUCUGAAACGAUUCCUAGCUGUAUCUCACCCUACGCCCGAAGGCUAUGAGAAUCAUGUGUCCACACUCUUCAUGGGCAUCCCUGUCAUGAGCUUGGCGCCGUUUCCUUUCCACACUGCAAAACUUCGAGCAUUGAGGCAGAUCAACCAGGAAGAGUACGACAGCUUUGUGCACGACAUCUCCAGGGGAUUCUCUAGUGCUGGUAUUGCUCAUGUUGUGGUCGACAAUGACUACACGCUUAGGUUUUGGGACACAGCGGCUCGCCAUUCAGAUGAGAAAGGCUACUUGGAGACAAAGUUCGGUCUGGACCAAGCACCUGAGCAAGGACCCAAGCCACUGCGACGACUGUCUCUUUUUGCCCCUUUGGAGCAGAGACAGCGUGCAAUUGAUGCCAUCAAUCCGCUGCAGCAAUCCAACUACCACUUUGUGGAUUUGGGGGCUGGCCACAUACAGUACGGCGAACAGCCGUUUGGAUUUGCAUCCGGCUUGAACUUCCGAAUGAUGUGCGCUGCAUGUCUUUGGGUGAGCAUUUAUUUCUAUGUUCUGGAAGGUAUUGGAUCCUUCAGCGGAGGAGGAAUGACUGUCCUCCCCCUGGCAUUCUGGGUGCCCUGCAGGAUACCUACAGAUGAACUUUUUCCAGUGCGCAGCAUGCCUUUGGGGUCUGGAACAGUGCCACGCCCUCCGGUACAAGGCGUCCAAUUGGCAGAGGAGCGAUGGCAGAAAUGGCUGGAAUCGGAUCCUUUAUUCGAAGCAGUUCAGCAUCACUAUUCCAUAAGAGACGUGAGCAGUCGCCGACGCAGCAUCUACUAUGGCAGAUGUCGAGAGAGCCUCCUGCGAUUGGUGCCCGCCACGUAUCGCGGUGCGAUUCCGGAAUUGUUGCCCAUGCACGACAUGUCCGCAGUGCUGGAGAUGGGAAUGGGGAACACCUUGGAGGUCAUGAUGGGCUUCAGGCAGAUUUACAGAGCAGCUGGCUUGGAGCUGUACCAAGACAAGAUCCAACUGUCCAAGGACUUCAGUCAACGUGGCUUUCGCAUUCCCAAAGUGUUUUACGCCUCUUACAAUGAAAACUUCGACGUGCGUCCAACUCUAGAGGCUCUCGAAGCAGAGGGGUUCUCGUAUGUGGCCAAAGCUUCGCACCUGUGCUGUGCACAAGGCGUCUUUGUCAUGGACAAAGGCUUUGAUCGUUUGACUAAUCAACGGGUCAGCUUGGAUGAGAUCCAACGACAACUUCAAUAUGCCUUCACCCAUCCCUUUAGGGAAGACCAAGUGGAUGCCAAAUGUGGCGAUUGGGGAACUGUAGAGGCUGGAAAAAGGCCUGGAGUCUUGGUGGAGGAGCUGUUGCGACCAUCGUUGCCAGCAAAAUUUCUUGGUUUGGUUGGGUCAACAAACUGGAUCACUCCGGACAACUUGGCAUGCCAUUUGGUCUGGUCCACCUUGCUCCAAUGCCGGUGGGAAAUCAAAGUGCGGGCCAUUUCUGGUGAGCCGCAGACAGAGUUGCUCGGGGUGAUAUUCAGAGAUGGCUCUUGCUUGAGCUGUAGAUAUCCCCCUCCCUUCCACGAUUGGGCUGCGGCAGUUCGAAUGCUGGAAUCCCUCUUGCCGCACACUGACUAUGUACGAAUUAGCCUCUUUGUGGACAAAGGCUGGCCAGUUGUGAACGAGGUUGAGUACACCUCAGGUGGCCUUGAAGUUGUCCCUGUGCCAAUUGCACGUGAGUGGACUCUUCAGUGGCUGGAGGGCUACUACAAUUUCUUGUCCUAAAUGGCCUUUGGACACUUGGUGUCUCUUCAUCAAUCUUGGAUUAGGUGCAGGUGCUGCGGUGGUGGAAGCUUUACAAGCCAUUGCAGACCUGCGUGCUGAAUUUCCUUGAAGUUUGCAAAAAUGCGGGUUGCAAAA